Messenger RNA from Orussus abietinus, 9504 nucleotides. RefSeq names its product BTB/POZ domain-containing protein 7. The coding region runs from base 704 to 3388 and encodes 894 amino acids. Gene Ontology annotation, molecular function: protein binding. Gene Ontology annotation, biological process: morphogenesis of a branching epithelium. The record is from RefSeq and is a predicted model, not a curated record. Lineage: Eukaryota; Metazoa; Arthropoda; Insecta; Hymenoptera; Orussidae. The transcript has 11 exons.
CAGUUGAGUGCAGCGUGCAGUCAACGUCAGCGAAAGUCGCGCUCUGUUGCCUGGCCUGUAUCUCGACUCGAGAGCGACUGCUCUGCGCUUUGGCCAAAGUUAAUCGCAGAAAGGGCCGCCCUAGAUGUCGGAAAGGGACGCACGCUCUUCCGGGGAGCCCUCGACGCGGGAGGAUCGCGGUAGGGCGUGCAAGCGAGUUUGAAAAUUGCGGCCGUCCAGGGUUACAGUCGAAGUGCAUCCGAAUGUAAACAUGGCCGCCGCUGUGUUGUGUGACGAGUGUUUGUUGUGUGCGCCCGAGCUCGAAGACAUCGUCCCAGGGUCGCAAUAGCCGACGAGAAAUAUGCGUACUAAGGACCCAGGUAAAUAGAGCCGAUUGGGGUGAGCCGCGAUUAAGCCGGAGACCUGGAAAGCCGUUUCGCCAGCGACCGCGCAAGGGUGGACCCUUUACCGUCUCUCUGUGUAUCUCGAUGAAAAUUGCAGGUUUUUCGGUGACCCGUACGCUAGCCAAGCUGACCCGAAGGCCCGUUCGCGGGACGAAGGGCACCUCGGGGGAGCACGAGUCGGUUUAGGACCCUCCUGGCGAACGGGGCGUUAUGGCAGGUGGAUAGAGGACGCGAAACAGCUGGGUUGCUAGGUGGUUCAGCUGACUGCCAAUUGACCUGCAAACCUCAUUGGCGUGAAAGGGCUGGUGUCUGGGAAAGCGAUGAAUGUAUUUCGGGCCCUACUCCCCUGUGCGUUGCAGCGUGGUGGAGAAAGCGAAGACAGUAUCGAGGGUUGUUGGUCUACUGGAGAAAGACGAGGGGAUGAUUCACGUAUGACCCAUAGAAUGGGAGCAUCAGCUUCUUCCAGUCUCGCCGCCAUAGGUGGAGACCCGCUUCAAGCAGCUCGACUUUCAUCUCCUGGAAGUACUGAUCAAGUUGGUAUAAUUGUGAGGGAGAAGAAAAAGAAAGUGACCGGUUUCGCAACGUUAAGAAGAAAGUUUAUUAGGAGACGUCGUUCCUCAAAGGCUUGCGACCACGGCAGGAUCAUCAGGGAGCUGGUAUCCACAUGGAGCCCCUUAGAAGCAGGAGCACUUUUAGAGGAAUAUGAGGCUCUGGCCGCUUUGAAGGAUUUACACGUCCAGGCCGAACUCGCUAGGCCCCCGGCCACCACGUUCAAACAAGAUCUUUCGACGUUAUACGACUACAAACAUUGUACGGACGUGGUGCUGGUUUACCGGGGAGCCUGUUUCCCGGUCCACAGAGCUCUCAUCUCGGCCCGAUGCCCAUACUUUCGCGAACUCUUAGCAGGAUGUCCAGGGUAUGGAGCUCGAAUUUGCCUGGAGCUUCGAACUCCCAAUCUGGAGGUGUCGAUGUUCUCCGCGCUGUUGCGCUACCUGUACACAGGUGAUAUAUGCUCUCACGAUGCGUCGAUGGACGCGAAACUCUUGCGAAAACUCGGCGACGAAUUCGGCACGCCAAAUCCCCUCGAGCAUGAUCUCAGAUACCUCUUGGACACCGGUGACUACGCGGAUGCCGCGUUGGUGUUCACGUCGGACAACGAUUACCAGAGACCCGACAGCGGCAGCUCGGAGUAUGGGUUUCGGCCCAAGUUGGAGCUGCCGUGCCACAAGGCGAUACUCUCUGCCAGGUCUCCUUUCUUCCGGAAUCUUAUACAACGUAGGACAAGGUCGGGCGACGACCAUACCGAAAGAGCUCUUCACGUCUCUACGAGGAUAGUACUUGACGAGUGCGUCAUACCUAAACGGUAUGCCAGGGUCCUGCUCCACGCCGUGUACCUAGACACCGUUGAUCUGUCGCUGAUCUUAAGAGGCAGUGGUAGCGGAAAUGGUGCUGGCAGCCUUGGGGAGGUUCAAGCCUUGACCCAUACCGGGCGAACGAGACCCAGUCCUAUCGAAGAAGCCAUGGAGUUGUAUCAGAUUGGAAGAUUUUUGGAGUUGGAUAUUCUCUCUCAAGGAUGCGAAGAUCUCAUUUUGGAGUGGCUUACAUUGGAUUCGCUCCCGACAGUGCUCAGGUGGGGCAGCCAGCCACACGGAUCAGCGUGGGUUCACAGACAAGCACUGCAUUAUCUCAGAGAGGAGUUCCAGGCAGUCGCAUCCUCCCCGGUUCUCCACCAAUUGGACCACGCUCAUUUAGCUAAUGUGCUGCAAAGUUAUUUUCUACAAGCAAGUGAGUUGGAGGUGUUGCAAGCUGUUCUGAAAUGGGGUGAACACGAAUUGGUGCGUCGCAUGGAGGACCGGGAACCUAAUUUGCUCAGUCACACGGCACAUUCCGUGACGCGGAAGGGUGUCAAGAAACGAGACCUCAGCGACAUCGAGCUCCGGGAGAUUCUCAGCGAGCUUUUGCCUCUCGUCAGGAUGGACCAUAUCUUGCCUCCUAAUAACGAAGUCUUGUCCCAGGCUAUCAGAAGGGGAUUAGUCUCUACCCCACCGAGUCAUAUGAUAGGGGACGAAAAUGAGAAUCUGAGAGUAAAUGCUUGGAUCAGAGGAGGAAAGAAGAAUGGUCUAUUCGUGAGGCCUCGGUUAUUUAUGCCUUACUACGAGGAAAUAAAGGCUUUAGUCGAAGAGCAGUUGGUCCAAGAAGCAGAACUAGUAAGGUUACGCAGGGCGCGAUACAUUCCUGAUAUACCUGAUACGCUCUAUAUGGUUGAUGAUAAACCAAGACCAAUGGGCACUGUUGGAGUAGACGUUCUUGCGGCAGCUCUUCCAGUUCCAGAUUCGGCGAUAAUGUCAGCCAUGUUGAAGCGAGAACAAAAACUGAGGCAGUCACCCAGUUGUUUACGUGCUGCAAGUUUGCCAUUGUCUUCUCGUCACGAAAUCAACAGACAAGUGCGUCUUCGCGUGGUGAGAGAGUUCAACCUGCCAGAUGCGGUAGCCGAUUUGCUCGAGAACGCAGUGUGUUACCGUAUCGGCGAACAGGACGAUAAUGUAACAGGACUCGAGGAGGUCAACACUGGGAACAUCAGUGGAAACGUAGCAGCUGCAGCCCCGGUAUGCUAUGGAAGGAACAUGACUUUCCCUCGACAAGCCUCGUCGUACACUCAUAGACACGAGUUACCGGCUAUAGUGAUCGAAGGGGAGAACUACAGGUACCCUGGAGAGCAGCCUGAGAACAACUCAUGCAGCGAUGGCCACUUGUCGGACAUAAUGCCGGACGUAGCCAUGGCCACGGCAUCUUUCGGAGCGCUCCAGGUGGCCGAGCCGCAGGAACUGGAACUAGACCUUGGUGACGGCACCUCGCACCUUCUGCAGCAUGCACAAACGAUGGCCAGGACCGUCGGACCUCACCAUCCGUUGCUUCCUCAUCAACGCCAAAGAACUUUCUUAAGACCGCCGCCGCCGUCUUACAUCCACCAUCGCUCCGGAGCUGGCCCGCCAAGGUUUAUUUGAAACUGCAACGGAUAAGAACUGCGACAAGAUCUCCACCAACCUCAGUACAAGUGCAAACUGUCUUUUAGCAUUCUGUGUGCAACACUAAUCGGCUCAUUAAUCGGUUAGGGGUGAACCUCGACGAGCUGCAAGGGUGACGAGAUCUACUGGAAGGCUGGUCGGCAAGUGAAGAGACGCCUCGACGAUUUCCGGGCGAUUUUCGCGCGAUUUCUGUAACUCUAUGGGUUGGAGGUAGGUUAUACGCCAUAUUAAGAGGCACCAUUUAUGUCGGACCAAUGUAAUUACCUGCCGGUUAAGUCUAACGGGUUUUAACGAGCGAAAAGUGCGGUGCAAAGCGCCCAGGCAACGCGUCUGUCACGGUUGUCGCUUUCGUUAUAUGUAAUGUGUUCUUCGCAACACUGGGAGCAACGUGCUGCACGAGAAGUGGGACAUGGGAAAUUUAGUUCACGACUUUGCUUGUGAUCCACUCCGUGAGGGGAUAUUUCAAAUGCCUGUUUCCCGCGGAAAACGACGGACCGAUCGACCGAAGUGGACGUUGGAGAGCAUCUAAUCGAAUUGUUGAGAGACAAACAUCACCGAGUACAAACUGCGGUUGCGGGAAAAGUACCUGAUGCAAAUGGAUACUUCAGAGUGUCGACUGAAAAUCAUCACUUCGGUUAGGUUGCUCCUGCCUUUUUCUAGCAAAAUUGGUACUCCAAGUAUGCGUUUCGUUUCCGAAAGGUACUUGAGAUACUACCCCCAAGUAGCUUAUUUUUAAAUAGUGCCCAGCACUGGUUCUUAGGGAGGGUUCUUUGUAAUUAAUAAUUUACUUGCAGUACCCAGUGCGAGAAAUCGAGCAGCUCGCGUUUAAGGGAUGUUUCAAUAAUGUUUCCUUCUGUUUUAAGUUUCUUUGACCUGUGAGAAUUUAAAGAACGGAGUCUUCGUGGACAGGUUCACGUCCGAGAAUAGGAAAACGGACUUUUCUGGACAAUUGACUCGCGACUCUCCUGAACUCGGUGUUGAUAACGGUGUGAAGCACAAUUGCAGGAUAUUGAUUUUUUUCUUUUUUUAUCCGUCGAAUCACCAAUGGGUGACCUGCUUUCGUUACGCGUUCAGUACGAAGUGCAAUGAUUUUUUUGUUGCAACCUUUCCCCGGGAUUUCGCUGAGCAAAAAUCCUUGACAGUGCGCGACUAGUAAAUGCGCAAGACUGCCGUCAAAUUAAUCGUUUAAGCAUCCUUCUUUUUGGUCUUUCAAGUCACAGUGCCUAAUGCAAUUGAUCGACGAUUGACGUUUGGCGAAGAUAUGUUUCGAUUACAAUUCCGAUGGAAUUGAGCAGCGACAGAAGUACCCGGAUCUAGUUACAGAUGAACUUCGGAUAUGAAAAAGUAACGCGAUCCCGUGUGAAUAUGUAGACAAAGUAAUCUACGUUUAUCAUUUUAAUUUUUGCAUAAACUGUUUCGUGAUUUGCAUCGCUCCUCGGGUAGAAGCGUUUAGUUAUUAACCACUAGAACAGCCAAGGCUGACUAUAUAGCAUAAUGACGGGUUUUGGGGUAUUUGCACAACUAUACAAUGUACAGAACGUCGAAAUUCUAAUGGUUAAUGGAAAAUAAAUUGAUAUACAUUCUACUAUAUCCAAAAAAAGUCGACGUGAUUUCUGACAAACGUACCUUGAUAGUUGCUGUGAUUUAAGACAAGAAAUCUAAAAUCCGUAGUUUUUGUCGGCUGUGGUUGUUUUAAUGUUAAAAGACCAGUAAAGACAAGUCAACCAUGCUGAAUUGUGACGUCAGAGGCGAUAAAAUCACGUGAAAUUUCCGGCGGGUGUUCGACUACAUUUUUCACAUUUUGGUUGAGAAAUAGAUGUCCCGGUGAUCAGUAGAUAUGUAAAUUGUAUUUCCGAUCCUCGUUUGCAAUGAUAUUGCGAUGUCAUGAAAUUAUAAAUUCAACUAGAAAUAUAUGAUAGGUAUAUGUUAAUACACUUAUCAGAUCUCAAAUUUAUAAUAUGACAACGGCCUUACAAACUGAAGGUAUAAGUUUCAGUAUAGUAAUGUAUUUAACAGGGUAGUUUCUGCGUGUCCUGGUCUUCGUUGGCAAAAGUCCUUUGUUUCGCAAAAUACCGCCUGGAAAUUUUAUGCGAUUUUCUCAUUUCUGAUAUUAUAGUAUAAUACGGCCGAUCUAACUUUACUUCCGAAUCAUUUAAAUCGAUCAUUGUAUGUGAAAUCAGCAUGUUCGACGGUUUCUAAACCAGCGUUAACGGACAAGCGCAGGUUGAAAAAAAGAAAGACUGUUCCUUACUGUGUUCAUUUUGCGAUGACACUGAAUGAGUUCUCUUUUAUCUAAGUCAGUGGACUCCCGUUACGCGAAAUUGACACUUGUUUUUGGCGAAAGAGAUUUCAUCGAAAGUGUUGCAAUUGACAAUUCAGUCGUGUCAUGGCGAUAUUUUCCAUAAACGCAGGCGAUAAACGCAGUUCCUAGAAUCCGACAUCGUUUCGCACCGGUAGAAUUAUCGUUUAUUUUUUAUCUUUUAUUUACUUACAUUUUUUAUGAAAACGUACCGUAAGGCGUUAAAAGACUUCUUGAAAAGUGACAAGAAUCAAGGAAAUUGAAGUUAAGUUAAAGAGUUAAAUCAAAGUUUUAAAUAAUUGCUAACUGGAGAAUUUGCUCGAGGAGAAUAGAAAUCGGACAAUAUGAUAAUAUCGAUCAUGCAGAAAAAUACUUAGUCAAGAAAAUGUUUGUUGGUUCAACCAUAGAAUUUGAUUAUUAUAUGCACAACCAAGUAAUUGAUUGACUUGAAAUACAUUCUUGGUUAAUAACUUUUGGUUGAUUGCAUCAAGUAUCGCGAUCGAUCACACCUAGUAUUAAAGUAAUUUGUUACAUUUAAUCAAAAUACUUUAGUUGGUUGAAACAAACGAGUUUGCGAAUUUAGCUAAAUUUUAGUUCACUCAACUAAAACGUUUUCUGAAAUUAAUCAAAUGCAGUUAAUCAAACGAUUUCUUUCAAUAAACCAAUAUUUUGUUAAAGUUACAUAUUGCAGAGAAUCUCCUCUUAUUAUUACUUUUUCUAGACAAAAUUUCAUCGAAAUUGACUCGAGACAUAUUUCGCCUUUUUCGCUAUAGACACCCGGCCAGAUGCAACUUCGUGAGGAUCUUCGAUUAAUGAUAAUUCCGCGUUAGAAGUAUGUUGUACAAUAAACCCCGUCGCUUCGUGUUGCAUUAAGAAGAAGAAAGAAGAAAAAACACAAAAAAGAAGAAAAAGAUCUGUAUAAUUUAACUCUUUUAAUUACCCGUUGAACCGUUCGUGGGAACGAUCGUUGUAUCUUCGUCCGAUUCGGACGACACUGAGAAAGUUGCAAUCAGCUGGUAAGACCUAGGUACAGCUGUGAUAUAUACCUGUAAAUAUAUACUAUACAUAUAUACAUAUAUAGAAAUGUAAAUAUAAAUAUAAAUAUUACGUUAACGCGGUAUUUUCUUAAAGCCAUGUUACGGUAGCUUAGGGAUAUUCCCUGCUUGUAAAAAAGUUCCGAUAUACCCUUCCCCACCUACGGAAAUUCAAGGUCAUACAUGGUAGCUUUAAAAAAGGCUUAAAGAGCCGAGAAGACGCAUUUAGGAACGUAAUUAUUAACUGUAAGUACGCGUAAAACUGAAAAUAAAAUGUUUUUCCCCGAUUUUCUGUCCUUUCCGAGCGAAGGGGAUACGGUGCCAGUCGAUGGACACCCAUCUUCGUGAACAAUUACCAUCCAUUUGUUUCUAGUAAUGAUUCCGUGUUACCGUCACGUAAUUAGAGCACCGUCAGUUGCAUUUGAUGCAAUCUCUUGCCUGCAUUGUGUACGCAGGUUCCACGAUUUUACAAAAAUAGGAAAAGAAAAAAAAUGUCUGCGGCCAUGAAGACAGUUCUUCGUCUUUUUUGUUCCUUUUGUGUCAACUAAAGUGAUCGAGAUUAAUUUAAUACAACCUAAAGCUGAAAAGGACCAAGUGUAAAUCCCUAAUCUUCUGAUAAGCGCUCAGAUAUUUUUGUACACUGUUAACACUAAACCUACCGACGAUUUAUAACCCCAUUACAAAUACCAUUUAAACCGGUCAAUUUGAUCCACCGGUGUCAGGUUUAGUGUUAAAAAUAUUGGGAAUAAAGUCAACGUUUAUUAUAAAUAUUUAGACACACUUUUUUAUUUUAUAACCUUAUGUUAUAAAUUUAUAACAUGUGUUUAUAAAAUAUAUUAGAGAAAUGUCACAAAAUUGCAAUAUUUGUUUUAACAGUGAAAUAUUCUCUUUGCAAGGUCGAUUGACGUCUCAUGGAUAAUGCGAGCAUAGAAUUGUUCUCGGUGUACGUAGUCGAAGGGCUAUUGUUACUUUUAUGUUCCUGGAUGUUGCGUUGACAAAUGAAAGUUAGCUUAUAAAAAAGUGCGUAAGUUAGCAUCUGUAGUCUAGGUGUCGAGAUAACGAAACCCGUUUAAAACAAGACGACCUCUCGCCAGAUUUGAGCCCGUAAGGCCGAAAAUCCUAACAUGCACAGAAUCCGCAAUUUGUAACGAGUUUUUAGGUCGAUGGCUUGAUUCGUUACGGCAGAAAAUGUGGAGAUUGCGAAGGAUGAUACUCAUGUAAACGUGGAAACGCUCCCAAGAGGUCGAGGGAAAUACUGCUUCCGAAGAACGCCCCUCUGGAAAACCAACUUCGAUCAGAUUUUUCCCGAUUAUUAAAGUUUUCAGACUUAAUCUAAUAAUUCUUUGAGGAUUUAACCAGCUACACCUUAAAUCUUGGAGUAGCUCGAACCGCAGAACUAAUUCUGAAACGUAUAAACUUCGAUCAGACUUUGUCUCAUUAUUAAAGAAGUUUUCAGACUUAAUCUGGUAAUUUUUCGAGGACGUAGCUAGCUACACCUUAUACUUUGGAGGAGAUCGAAUCGCAGAACUACCUCUGAAACGUGUAAACUUCGAUCAGACUUUGGCUGAUUAUUAUAGUAAUUAUCAGACUUAAUCAAACAAUUUUCCAAGGACGCAGGUGGUUAUACCUUAAACUUUAAGAAUGUUCAAAUUAGAGAAUUAAUUCUGAAACCGGUUAACUUUUAUUACAUUUUGUCUCAUUAUGACAGAAGUUGUCAGACUUAAUAAGGACCUAGCUAGCUACUCUUUGAACCUUAAGGAAGUUAAAAUUAGAAAUCAAUUCUAGAAAGUUUAAACAUUGAUUAAAUUUCGUAUCAUUAUUGCAGUAGUUAUCGAGCUUAGUUUGAUAACUUUUCGAUAAUAUAACUAGCUAUUCAUUAGACUUUGCAGAAGUUUAAACUGAAGAAUCAACUGUGAAAUGUUAAAACUUCGAUCUUACUUUGUUUAAUCAUUAUAAAAGUUAUCAGACUUAAUCUGAUUACUUGCUGGGGAUGUAGCUGGCUACAUUUUAAACCUUGAAAAGGUUCAACUUGAAGAACCAACUGAAUCCUAUAAACUUUGAUCAAACUUCAUCUGAUUAUUACAAACGUUAUCGGACUUAAUCAUAUAAUUCUCCAAGGAUGCAGCUGACCGCACCUUAAGCCGUGAGGAAGUUUAAACUUCGGAAGCAUGAAGUGAGAAAUUGGAGUUUGUCGAACGACUGCUUUGUUUUCAAACAGAGUCGCGUAAAUUCCAGAUGCCAAUGUAAAUAUCAAUGUUGUUAAGUGUAAUGUGAAUUGUACAUAGGUAGUUAGCAUAAGUAGAGUGUAAAGCAAAUUCGAAGCGAAUCAGACCGUGGAAGUGGUACUUAAAAAUUAUACGAUGGCAUGUCCGGAUGGAACAGAUCCGUCCUCGGAGUGGAUUCUAUGGUCAAAUUCGAAAACGUUGUUUUAAUAAUUCAGGACUUUUUGGUGCUCUCAAUCGCUGCUCUUAUAAUGCCCGAAAGUAAUUGCGAUCUUUUCAAGUUUGGUCUGCAUUUCGGCGUCAGUUUUAAUUGAACUCACAAAAUGAAACAAGAUUAAAAUGCGAAAAAUUAAUUACUAUGAAUAUUCCAUCGGUGGUGUAAAGAAAUAUUUAAAUAACUUUUAUUCUCUUCUAAAUAAUUCAAUAUAUGGAAAGUUUUUACUAGUCUUGCCCGAGAGGAAUGACAAAAUUCGCAUUCUUUUAUUGCAUCACCAAUUUGAUUUAGAAAAGAUAUUAAAAACCUUUCGUUGAGAUAUUUAA